UUUUCCGUUCACUUCUUGGUGCCGCUCAUUUUUUCGCUGCUUGGUCGGCUGGUGAGUUGGAAUUGAUCUCCGUUCCACUUCCGAUCGACUCGCCGGAGUAAAAUCCGGCUGUCUGCUGCUCCUUAAUCCCGGCCGAGUUCUUAAAGUACCUUCGUCGCCAUCGUCGUUUCCGCGGAGAUGACGAGUCCGGACAAUCUCUUCUCCUUGAGGAACAACUUCUAUCUUGGGGCAUACCAAGCGGCAAUCAACAAUAGCGACCUACGGGGACUCUCUGAGGAGGAAUCCAUCGAGAGGGAUUGCAUCGUCUACAGAUCCUACAUUGCUCAAGGCAAACUUCGGUUGGUUACCGACGAGAUCGACGAGUCUGCUCCAACUGCGCUUCAGGCGGUGAAACUCUUGGCGCUUUAUCUGUCUGGUCCGCAGCACAAGGAAAGUGCAAUUUCAAGCCUUCGUGAGUGGCUAGAUGAUUCUGCCAUAGGAAACAAUCCUGUUCUGCGAUUGGUUGCUGGGAUUAUUUAUAUGCAUGAGCAAGACUACAAUGAAGCCUUGAAGCAUACCCACUCUGGAGGCACCAUGGACUUGCUUGCUCUGAACGUUCAAUUGUACCUUAAGCUGCAUAGGUCUGACCAUGCUGAGAAACAAUUAAAGCUUAUGCAGCAGAUCGAUGAGGAUCAUACACUCACACAACUUGCUAGUGCAUGGCUAAAUUUAGCUGUGGGGGGUUCAAAGAUACAGGAGGCGUAUCUGAUCUAUCAGGAUUUUGCAGAGAAGUAUCAAGUGACAAGCUUAAUCUUGAAUGGAAAAGCUGUCUGCUGCAUGCACAUGGGGCGUUUUAUUGAGGCUGAGCAACUUUUACUUGAAGCUCUGAACAAGGAUGCCAAUGAUGCAGAAACUCUAGCAAACCUUAUUGUGUGCUGUCUGCAUCUUGGAAAGUCAUCAACACGAUACCUUAGCCAACUAAAGUUGUCACACCCUGAUCAUACACUUGUCAAACGAGCCUCUGCUGCGGAGGAGAAUUUUGACAGGGCUCUUCAGUCUGUAGCAUGAUAAAGUUUCUGGGAUUGAAAGUCUUGCAGGUUGCGGCUGAAGCAGCAUGUUCGCUUGAGAAAAUUAACGAAGAACAGUCGAUUGUCUCUAGCCUUCCUUAUUUGCAGUAAAUUGUUGUUUGCUCAUUGUUUUGUUAUGACUGUCAUGUGAAAUGCAUAGCCGACUAGUGUAGCAUCAAACGUGAACACUUUGUAUUUUACAACGAGAGAAAGUUUUCUUGUAGUGUUCUUUCUUUCAA
Molecule: messenger RNA, 1285 nt
Organism: Nymphaea colorata (pocket water lily)
Lineage: Eukaryota; Viridiplantae; Streptophyta; Magnoliopsida; Nymphaeales; Nymphaeaceae
Product: coatomer subunit epsilon-1-like
Exons: 7
Coding region: 178-1047 (289 amino acids)
Biological process (GO): intra-Golgi vesicle-mediated transport; retrograde vesicle-mediated transport, Golgi to endoplasmic reticulum; endoplasmic reticulum to Golgi vesicle-mediated transport
Cellular component (GO): COPI vesicle coat
Molecular function (GO): structural molecule activity; protein binding
Source: RefSeq, a predicted model, not a curated record